Molecule: messenger RNA, 1257 nt
Organism: Aspergillus bombycis
Lineage: Eukaryota; Fungi; Ascomycota; Eurotiomycetes; Eurotiales; Aspergillaceae
Product: Tm-1-like ATP-binding domain-containing protein
Exons: 1
Coding region: 1-1257 (418 amino acids)
Source: RefSeq, a predicted model, not a curated record
AUGCCAGACUCCCCCACAAUCCUCCUCCUAGGCACCUUCGACACCAAAAUCCCCGAACUAACCUACACGCGCCAGACGCUCCUUUCCCAAACCCCUCAACCACACAUCCUAGUGCUCGACGUCGGCCGCCACCCAACAAUAUCAACAGACCCCAAAUUCACAAUCAACUACAGAAUCCCCCAGCACAACGUCCCGGCUCCCCGAGCCCAAUACAUCAAAGCCGCCUCAGAGCACGCGACCACCAUUGUCGCCGACCUGUACCAGGGGAACAAAAUCCACGGGAUCAUUUCGCUGGGCGGGUCGUGCGGGACGAACAUCGCGACGGCGGCGAUGCGGAACGCGCUCCCGGUUGGGUUCCCGAAGCUGAUGGUGUCGACGAUGGCGAGCGGGGAUGUCAAGCCCUACGUGGAGGAGACGGAUGUGACGAUGAUGUAUAGCGUUGUGGACAUUGCGGGGCGGAAUUGGAUCCUGGAGGGCAUCUUGCGGAAUGCUGCGUGUGCGAUCUUUGGGAUGGCAAGGGGGUAUCUUGAUUCUUCUUUGUCUAGGGGAGAGGGUGGUGGGGACUCUGGGAAGGAGAGGAAGAAGAGAGUUGGGAUUACUAUGUUUGGGGUGACGACGCCUGGGGUGGAUCGCAUUCGGGCUCAUUUGGAGGAUGAAUACGGGUUUGAGGUGUAUGUGUUUCAUGCGACGGGCGCGGGGGGCAAGGCGAUGGAGAGACUGGUGCGGGAGGGACGGUUGGAUGCGGUGGUGGAUUUGACGACGAGUGAGGUCGUCGAUGAGGUUAUGGGGGGUGUGCUAUCUGCUGGGCCGGAGCGGUUGGUGGCUGCUGCGAGGGCGGGCAUUCCGCAGGUCGUCAGCGUGGGCGCUUGUGAUAUGGUGAAUUUUGGGCCCCGGAAUACUAUCCCCGAGCGGUAUGAGGGUCGGCUGAUCUAUGAGCAUAAUCCGACGGUGACGUUGGUGAGGCCGAAUGCUGAGGAGACGGUGGAGGUAGCGAGGUUUAUCGCGGAGAAGUUGAGGGCUUGUGCGGCGAAGCCGGACUUGAUUCGCUUGGUACUUCCUACAGGCGGGAUUAGUAUGAUUGAUACGCCUGGACAGCCGUUUUAUGACCCCGAGGUGGAUGAGGUGCUGUUUUCUACAUUGGAGAAGGAGCUGGAUGGGAGUGGUAUCACCAUUGUCAGGGAUCCGAGAGCUAUCAACAAUCCCGAGUUUGCGGUCAGUGUGGCGGAUAUGCUGGGAGAUUUGGUCAAAUCUUUGUAA